Humulus lupulus (European hop) is the source of this 978-nucleotide messenger RNA. Its product is annotated as putative fasciclin-like arabinogalactan protein 20. The transcript has a single exon. The record is from RefSeq and is a predicted model, not a curated record. Lineage: Eukaryota; Viridiplantae; Streptophyta; Magnoliopsida; Rosales; Cannabaceae. Bases 1 to 978 code for a protein of 325 amino acids.
AUGGCCACUUCUCUCUUCUUCUUCCUCUUCUCCAUCUUCUCAUCCACCGCUUUUGGCUCAUGCUUGACCCUCUUGAACGCCGCCGAGAUUCUCUCAAACUCCGGCUACCUCUCCAUGUCCUUGACCCUUAAAAUCGCCUCUGAAGCCAUUAAACAUGAAUCUCCGACCGCCACCGUCUUUGCUCCAGCCGACCAAGCUUUCGUCAAGUCAGGCCAACCUUCCCUGCUUCUGCUUCGCCGCCACGUGUCCCCCAUAAAACUCUCCUUCGAAACACUCAAGUCUCUUCCUCGUGGCUCAAGAAUACCCACCAUGGUCCCCGACCAUUCUCUGGUCGUCACUGCUUCUCUCGCCAUCGAUGGCUUCAUCUCCAUAAACAACGUCAGGAUCAAUGAGAAGGCCGUUUUCGGCGAUGGGUUCGUAGCUUUGUACGGUAUCGACGAGUUCAUUAACUCGUCUUUCGUUCAGACUGAGCCUGGCCAACCGGCCCCAGCUCCGGCUUCGCUCCAUGGCUCGACAGAGUCUUUUGCUCCUGUUGCUCAGUUUCUCAGGUCCAGAGGCUAUCAUAUAAUGGCCACGCUUCUUGACGCCCAACUAACCGGGCUCAGGGACCAGACCAAGUUGACCAUCUUCGCUCCGGUCGACCGAACGUUCGAUUACUAUGCAUCGAAUAUCAGCGAUUACGCGUUGAUUUUCCGGCGGCAUGUUGUACCGAGAUUGCUAACGUGGCAGGAUUUGAUUGGAAGCGAAUUGGUGGGGACAAAGCUUCCGACGUUUUCAAGGGGUUUUAUGAUCGACUUGAGGGUGUCCAGUGAUGGUAUCCCUAUGCUUAACGAUGCACCAGUUGUGUUCCAAGAUAUAUAUCAAAGUGAUAGGUUCAUUGUGCAUGGCCUUAAUGGGUUGCUAAAGCCUUUCACUGAUCAAGAAUGGAUUCAAGAUUCUUUCUCGGAUGGAUUUGUUGGUGAUGAGUCUCAUGGCUAA